This is a messenger RNA of Penicillium salamii, 1224 nucleotides long. Lineage: Eukaryota; Fungi; Ascomycota; Eurotiomycetes; Eurotiales; Aspergillaceae. The record is from the annotation of a GenBank genome assembly.
AUGGCCGAAAAGCUGAAUUCGCCGUUUAUUACCCUUGUGAUUGGGAACAAGCGGUAUAAGCUUCCGAAGGAAUUUCUUUGCAAAUGCCCACAGCUUCAACAACAAUCGUUCUUGACUUCAGAAAUUGCAUUGCCGGAUGUCUACGAAGAUGCCGGCCAUACUUUGGUGCAUUUCUUCUAUUCAGGGAACUACGAGACGAUACUCUCGCCACCCGAUAUUGACACGUGCGGCAUCGCAGGAGAGUACAAAAGAAGCGUCCUGGUUUACCAUGCAUCCAGAAAGUGUGACAUUCCGGGUCUCGAAUGCCUUGCUAAACAUUACGUUGAGCACUUCGGUAAAGAACUGUCUCUGCAUGACGUACUUCGCCUAACAAGGGAUGUAUUUUCAACCCUUCCGGAAGGCGAGACUUGGCUCCCGAAUUACAUCAAAAGUCAUUUGCUGCGGCUGAAGCUUGGAAAUCCAGCCAACAACCUGGCAGAGCUUUAUAGUACUCUUGGUCAUGAUCAUCAGUUUGAUAACACUGUGAUGAAAAUGGUGGUUGAUAUGCUAUCGGUAAACCUUUCGGAUAAUGCAUUGAGAGAAGCAUUAUGGGCUAAUGGGAGAUGUGCUGCCGAAGAGCCUGCCGCCGAUGAGCCUGCCGCCGAUGAGCCUGCCGCCGAUGAGCCUGCCGCCGAUGAGCCUGCCGCCGAUGAGCCUGCCGCCGAUGAGCCUGCCGCCGAUGAGCCUGCCGCCGAUGAGCCUGCCGCCGAUGAGCCUGCCGCCGAUGAGCCUGCCGCCGAUGAGCCUGCCGCCGAAGAGCCUGUCGCCGAUGAGCCUGCCGCAGAUGAGCCUGUCGCUGAUGAGCCUGUCGCCGAUGAGCCUGCCGCCGAUGAGCCUGCCGCCGAUGAGCCUGCCGCCGAAGAGCCUGCCGCCGAAGAGCCUGUCGCCGAAGAGCCUGCCGAGGAAUGGAUUAUCCCCGACGCAUCUUCCGUAGAAGGUUGGCCUAAUGCCCCUUUACAUCCACAUGGGGCUCCAGCAACCGAAAAUUUAUCCAGUGCCUCAGAAGCUUUCAUUGAAGCUCAGCCUACACAGACUUCUUUGACUAAGAUUUCGGUUGCGGACUUAGCUUUGUAUGCCGAUUGGGGAAAAUUCCGUGGUCAAAUGAGAGCUAAAAAAAGAGACGAGCUUGCGAGAAGGGGCCUUCCUAUUCCAAGCUGGGAUGGCGUCGUUGAAUUUGGUUUUUAG